This is a messenger RNA of Trichoplax adhaerens, 774 nucleotides long. RefSeq lists its product as uncharacterized. The transcript is spliced from 7 exons. Gene Ontology annotation, molecular function: phosphatidylinositol-3,4-bisphosphate 4-phosphatase activity. Gene Ontology annotation, cellular component: cytoplasm. NCBI's taxonomy places the organism in Eukaryota, Metazoa, Placozoa, Uniplacotomia, Trichoplacea, Trichoplacidae. Bases 1 to 774 code for a protein of 257 amino acids. The record is from RefSeq and is a predicted model, not a curated record.
AUGAUAGGUGACGAGACUGGCAUGCUUGAAGACAUGUGGAUUGGUGUCCGAGAUUGUAAGAAUGUUUCCUUUAAGAUAAACCGUGCAAAAGGUGAUCAACCUUCGCCAAUACCUAGCAUUAGCGGUUCAAGGACCCACUUAAUUGUCAAUAUUGAACUAGAGGAGAAGGCCUUUUCUGAAUUGCCUGAGCCUUUGCAAACGGGAAGAAAAUUAAUUAAAGUUGUUCCAGUUCUAUUUACUGUUGGUAUUAAUGAGCAGGCCACAAUUGCUGAAAGACUUGGACAAGUCGCUUUGCAAGAUGCUAUCAAUGAUUGGAGUUUUAAACGAUUCAAAGCUUAUUUUGAGCAAUAUAGGACAAUGCAUCCUAAUACAAGAACUAGCAAAAGUAGCUACUCUCCAUCUUUGAGUGAAUCCUUACAGAAAUUGGAAGAAAUUAUACAAAAGAAAGCAAAUAAGAACAUCGGAAUAUUGAUUCAAAGUGAAGAGAUUUGUCGUAGACUAGAUGGCGGAAGAUUAACUUGUUGUAAAAGUGGUAAAGAUCGUACGUCUAUGUCAGUUACAUUAGAACAAUGUUUGUUAUUGAGGAAUGAACAUAAUCUUGAGAAGAAAUAUUUUGAACGAGCAUUAGAAACAAUGAGAAGUGAGGGUCCUCGACGUGAAAAUACUUGGAAAAACGCUAAUGCUCGAUGUUACGCUUUUAAUCGUAUGCAAGUGAUGGUUUUACCUAAUUUGUAUAAACCACCUGCAGGAACUUAUGGCAGUGCGCAAACAUAG